CUCAGUGAGGACGCUUGCGAUGUGCGCCAGCGGAGAGGCUGGAUCAGAGUAUCCCGGUGAACUUUUGUGCAGACAGAGGGGCAGAAAGGACCGAGAAACGAGUUCACAGACAAAAACACUGAAGCAGCUGUGCAGGGAUCGUUUUUAUUCUAAAGAAAAGGUGCGUUUUCACAACAAAUCCGGUUUCACGCUCAGGACUGGAAAGCAGAAGGUUAACUUGGAUUUUUUCCCUGUUCGACCAACUGGAAACGCUGCCUGUCAGGCUUUACUUCACGGGAAGGACUGGUGUCUUUUUAUUAGGAAAUCAUGGUAACUAUUCUUUUUUUUUUUUAGCCUAUCUUUACCAUUUAUUUCGCUUUUUUGAUAAGCCAGUUAGUCAGACGCGCGGCUCUGAACGAGGGCGCACGGAGAUCGCUCAAGUGCCAAGAUUAUUUACUCUGAUCUAAUUUUGUAGAUUCGAUUCCAGCUCAUUGUAAUCGAUCCUAGAUUUGCAAAAUUCGAUGAUAAUGAGGUAUAAUUUCUCCAUCUUCAAGAUAAUUAUCACCGCGACAAAAAGGGAUCAAACUUUGUGCGCAAAAGAAGUUUGAGUUAUUUGGGUUCUAUUGUAAAUCUUAAAAAAGGUUAGCGCACAGCAAUCCGCCUCUGGACAUUGACUUUUGUUCCUGGGUAUACUUUAAUCCACAAAGUGUGGUGUCAUUUUAAUUGAAAAGCAUUGAUCCGCGUCCUGACGCACAACCCCGGAUUGUUUCGUUCUAAAAAAUGGACUUGGAAGACUUGGCGUGGAGGAUGCAAGGGAGCUAACGUUUGGAAACAACACAAAGAAAUACGAGAAAAACUGAGCUUCCUGGAAAGCUGACCCUAUGGCCUCAGUUCCGGAUAUCGGUUGCUCGCUGGAGCUGAGCGGUUGGAACAGCAGCGUGAGCAGCUCUGGAGCCUCCGUCCCCUGCAACCAGAGCAUCUUAAAGCUUGCCCCCUACUCCCCUGAAGCCACGGCGGUCUUUGCCACCGCUAUCACCCUGAUGGUCGUCUUCACCAUCGUGGGCAACAUCAUGGUCAUCAUCGCAGUCCUGACCAGCCGCUCCCUUCGAGGUCCGCAGAAUCUCUUCUUGGUGUCACUGGCUGCUGCGGACAUUUUAGUGGCCACACUCAUCAUCCCCUUCUCCCUGGCCAAUGAGCUGCUGGGUUACUGGUACUUUAAAUCACUGUGGUGUGAAAUCUACCUGGCGCUGGACGUGCUCUUCUGCACCUCCUCCAUCGUGCACCUGUGCGCCAUCUCCCUGGACCGCUACCUGUCAAUCUCCAGGGUCACCUAUGGGCGCCAACGGACACCCAAACGCAUCAAAGCCGCUAUUGUGGUGGUGUGGCUCAUUUCUGCCGUCAUCUCCUUCCCUCCCCUGCUCUCCCUGAACAAAAGUGAAGUAGGGGAGCUGGGCAGUGAAGGAGGACCUCAGUGCCAGCUGAAUGAUGAACGCUGGUACAUCCUCUACUCCACCAUCGGUUCCUUCUUUGCCCCCUGCCUCAUUAUGAUCCUGGUCUAUGUCCGAAUUUACCAAAUCGCCAAGCAGAGAACUCGUUGCCCCCCGGGAGAGCCGAGAAAGGACGGGGUCGGCUCUGCUACUCCAAGUCAGCCUGCUAAACAUGUACAAGCCAACGGGAAGGAUGAUGAAGAAAGCACACCCCCAUCAUCUAACAAAAACUCCAAUGACAGACCCCCUAGCCUUGCCAUCAAUGCCAAUACUCCCCCCCGAAGAGAACCAAACAACCAGAAUCCUACCACCAAUAAUCUCUUGCAGCCUCCAUCCCCUUCUCUACCUAUGACUCCUGUUAAAACCUCCCUGGACACCUCUCCUCAUGCCAACUCAACCCCCUCCUCUGUGCCUCAGCCUGCUCGUGCCAAGACUAAAAAAGAGGAGAAGAAGAAGAAGGUCAAGCAGGGAAGGAGAAAAGCUGACAAUAACAACUGCGACAGCUCGAGCACAGAAAGCGACAUGGAACACAGUCACGGAGGAGGCCGAGGCAGCACCAGCAUGCCGGGGUCACCCGCAGGAGGGGGCAUCCACUCCCCAGCAUCGGUCAAGCGCUACCGGGACAUGAUGGCCACUUCAAAGGGGGCACGGCUGGUGCCAGGGAGGAAGUCAAAAACAGAGGACACCCCUGGGGCGGCGAGGCGGAAAGCGAUGGUGAACAGAGAGAAGCGUUUCACCUUUGUGCUGGCAGUGGUCAUCGGGGUCUUUGUGGUGUGCUGGUUCCCCUUCUUCUUCUCUUACUCCCUGCAGGCGGUAUGCCCGAAGACCUGUGCCAUUCCUGAUCCGCUCUUUAAGUUUUUCUUCUGGAUCGGCUACUGCAACUCCUCGCUAAACCCAGUCAUAUACACGAUCUUCAACAAAGACUUCAGGAAGGCCUUCAAGAAGAUUCUCUGCAGAAGCACCAAGGGGACUUUCUUUUAGCAUACAAGUGCAUUGGACACUUAAAGUUAUUUAUGAGGCAUACAAAAAAAA
Messenger RNA from Labrus bergylta (ballan wrasse), 2498 nucleotides. It is a transcript of the gene adra2b, whose product is annotated as adrenoceptor alpha 2B. Gene Ontology annotation, molecular function: epinephrine binding; alpha2-adrenergic receptor activity. Gene Ontology annotation, cellular component: plasma membrane. NCBI's taxonomy places the organism in Eukaryota, Metazoa, Chordata, Actinopteri, Labriformes, Labridae. The record is from RefSeq and is a predicted model, not a curated record. Gene Ontology annotation, biological process: platelet activation; adenylate cyclase-activating adrenergic receptor signaling pathway; regulation of smooth muscle contraction.